AUGCCAUCUCGUGAUCUCCUUGCUCCAAGUGUCGUGGCUCAGAGGGCAGAGCUUGACAGUGAAAAGGACAACAGUCUUUGUGCCGACCGUGUUCCGACCUCAAAUAAAUGCCGCGUCUGCAACAAGACCUUUACUCGCUUAGCACACCUUCAGCGGCAUCUCGCCUCACACGGAGGCACCAAGCAAUGGGUGUGCGAAUUUUGCGGUACCUCGUUUGGCCGCCGGUGCAUCUUUGCGCAUCGUCGGAUGCUUCGGCAUGCUACGGAUGACGCUGCUCAGUCGAGGGUCCAGGAUAACGGCUCUCUAUCAGCAUGCUCAAGCAGCGAGGCAUCAGCAAGUUCCCCAGCUUCUGAUCAGCUGUUGACUUCUAGAGAGACAUCCGCAUCUGUCGGGCAGACGAGCGCGGGCUCUGCCCCUUCCUCUGCCUCUGUCUCCGCCCCGUUUUCAGCGCAAAGCCCGGGCCCGGCAAGCAAUGGCCAAGGCACCCUCUUUUCUCUCAUCUUGCCUAUGGAUGACAUGUCUGAACAACAUUGGAUACCAACCAUUGACCCAUUCGCCGCGACGGACGAGCCGUUCGACGUACUUUCUACCUUUUCAUGGACAACGGGUGGGCCAGAAAUGCUUUGGACGGCCCCCGGCGAGGUCACACUCGGCCCAAACGUGACGGUGAACGAACCUCCUAUCGACAGCGUUGCUGCUACAAGCCCCCAUGAUGAGUUGGCAUCUAUGGACCCGCGACGGGUAUCUGUCGAUCCGGGUCUCGCCCCUCUCGGACUAAGUCUCCUUAUCUCGAAGCCGUCACUCGAGAUGCCCUGA
Messenger RNA from Colletotrichum costaricense, 816 nucleotides. RefSeq names its product C2H2 type zinc finger domain-containing protein. The record is from RefSeq and is a predicted model, not a curated record. Gene Ontology annotation, molecular function: RNA polymerase II cis-regulatory region sequence-specific DNA binding; DNA-binding transcription factor activity, RNA polymerase II-specific. Lineage: Eukaryota; Fungi; Ascomycota; Sordariomycetes; Glomerellales; Glomerellaceae. Gene Ontology annotation, cellular component: chromatin. Bases 1 to 816 code for a protein of 271 amino acids. The transcript is spliced from 2 exons. Gene Ontology annotation, biological process: regulation of transcription by RNA polymerase II.